Molecule: messenger RNA, 1591 nt
Organism: Myzus persicae (green peach aphid)
Lineage: Eukaryota; Metazoa; Arthropoda; Insecta; Hemiptera; Aphididae
Product: WD repeat-containing protein 89
Exons: 10
Coding region: 226-1512 (428 amino acids)
Molecular function (GO): protein binding
Source: RefSeq, a predicted model, not a curated record
CAUAGACCUUAUACUCAAGGUACAAGGUCUAUGUAUUUAUCAGAAUGAAUAGUGAAUAGUAAACACACGUGGUUUAUGCUUGGAAGUUAUAAUGCUUAUCAGUUAUCACUUGCAAAUUUAAAAUUUCCAAAUACCUAUCUAUAUUACAUUUUUAAAUAUUUUUUGUAAUUAUUGAACAAAUCGACUUUUUACUUUAAGAUAUAUGUACAGGUUUUCGUUGUUACAAUGACUUUACAUUUUAUAACAGAGACCGAUUCGUCAGAUUCGAGUUCAGAUGGCGAAGAAACUUCAGGUCAUUCAAGUUUUAAUGAAGAAGACAGUUCGGAAGAAGAUGAAGUUAUUGAUAUUUAUGAACAACCAGUAUUUGAUAGCUCUAAAGAAAUAAAUUAUAAAAUUAAAUAUAAACAAACUUUUGAAGAAGUUCUCAGUUCAAAUGAUGUCUAUGUUUUGAAUUUGGAUGCACAAAAAAUUGGACAAUCACUAAGAAUAGCAACAGCACUCUCCAAUUUUACUUGUAAUAUCUAUGAUAUUGAUGCUGGAUGUAAGUCGAUUAGAGAAUCCUUGGAGCAUGAAAAAAAAAUUGUUGAUGUCAAAUUUGGUUCAAGUAAUGGUCAGUUAUCUUCCAUCGUGUACACAGGAUCUGAAGAUGGAACUAUUAAACUUUGGGAUUUGCGUUUGAAAGAAAAAUGUGUUUCUGUCUUUAAAGAUGAUACUGAUACUGAACUGAAACCAUUGUCAUGUUUUGAUGUAUCUUGUGAUGGAAGAUUCUUAGUCGCUGGAACAGAAGUGUUUAAAGAUGAUGCUUUCUUAUUAUUUUGGGAUAUUCGUACAACUAACUUACUUGGUGGUUAUUGGGAUACUCACCGAGAAGACAUUACACAGGUUAAAUUUCAUCCCACUGAAGACAAAACUGUGAUUAGUGGAUCUACUGAUGGUAUAAUAAACUUAUUUGAUGUUACUCAAACCACUGAGCAAGAUGCUCUUCAAUUAAGUUUUAAUACAAACUCAUCUGUUGCAAACUUAAGAUGGUUUAAAAAUAAAAAUGAUGAUUCAAUCAUAUCUUGUGUUACACAUACAGAGGAUGUUCAACUAUGGCACACAACAGAUUCUACUCCAUAUAGUAUUAUUCCCAGGGAUACAAUUAGUAAUUCAAUGAAUGUAAAACCUGAUAUAUUUAGUCAGAUAAUCAAUUGUCAUCAAACAGAUGAAAAUGGAAAUAUUAUGUUGCUAGUUGGAAAUGAUAAUAGCAGAGGAGAACAUUUGCAGUCACUUGAUAUAAUAAAUGAUGGUCCUGAAUUGUCACCUAGAAGUUUGUUCAAAAAUAAUAAACAAAUUGUUAGAUGCAGUUGGUAUGAUUAUAAUUAUGGUAUAAUGGUUACUGGCGGUGAAGCUGGUAUACUAAAUGUGUGGGUUCCAAGUGAUGAAAAUAAUUCAGUUGACAAUACUGGGAAAUGCCUGUUCAAAGAAUUACCAAAAGUAAGCCUGAAAAACCAUUCUUCUAAACCAUAUUAAUUUGGUUACAGGAAUUUUUAAUUUUAGAUUAUUAAAAAGAAUGUCUUCUAUGUUAAAAUAAACAGUAUGAUCUAUAAAA